This is a messenger RNA of Drosophila persimilis, 2633 nucleotides long. RefSeq names its product USP6 N-terminal-like protein (gene RN-tre). The coding region runs from base 191 to 1648 and encodes 485 amino acids. NCBI's taxonomy places the organism in Eukaryota, Metazoa, Arthropoda, Insecta, Diptera, Drosophilidae. The transcript has 7 exons. The record is from RefSeq and is a predicted model, not a curated record.
AAUGGUGUUUUUUGUUAAAAGUUUAAGCACAAAAUUAAAUGUUUCGCGCUAUCGCUAAGCCACUCCCCAUACUCACCCAAGUCAACUGAGAGAAGAGAGUCUCGUAGUUCUGUAAUUGUGGCCUCCUCCUGCGCCACCGCCACCGCCAGCGCCACCGUCUCACCCACCUUCUCCUCUCUGCCUGACCACGAUGACGGAUGGUGAUCAGCAGGAGGCCUUGGUUAGGCGUGCCGAGGAUGAGCGCGAGGAGAUUGUCAAGCGCUACGAGCUGGGCCUCGAUCCCUCCAACAUUGUGGAUCCCUGGGAAAAUCCCACAUUCGAAAUCUAUCACAUAACUGAUAAAUAUGGCUUUAUGCACGACUCUCGCCUGCCCACCACGCGCGACUCUCAGGAAAUGCAGCUAACCAAGAUUGAGCUCGAGCGUGAUAAAAAGUGGAUGAAGAUGCUGGCCAAGUGGCCGCCCCCUCAGGACAAGCUUCACACACGUGUGUACAAGGGUAUCCCCAAGGCCGUUCGUUGGCCAGCCUGGAAGAAGCUGCUCAAUGUCGACCAGUCGAUAGCCAACAAUGCCGGCGUUUAUCCCCGUAUGCUCCUGCUGGCAAAGAAGUACUCCACGGAGACGCGCCAGAUCGACGCCGAUGUAAAUCGCCAGUUCAGAGACAAUCUUGCCUAUCGGGAGCGCUACAGCAUCAAGCAGUGCUCGCUGUUCAAUGUGCUCAAUGCUUACAGUAUCUACAACUCAGAGCUGGGCUACUGCCAGGGUAUGGCUUGCGUGGCUGGCGUGCUGCUCUUAUUUAUGCAGGAGGAGGAGGCUUUCUGGGCCCUUAAUACCCUGAUCACCGACCAAAAAUACGGCAUGCACGGACUUUUUAUUGAGGGAUUCCCCAAGCUGACGCGCUUCAUUGACCACCAUGAUCGCAUUUUGUCCAAGAUCAUGCGCAAGCUACAUAAGCAUUUCACCAAACACAAUGUUGACGCCCUGCUGUAUGCCAUCAAGUGGUUCUUCGUGGUCUUCGUAGAGCGGGUCCCCUUCAGUCUGAGUCUACGCGUCUGGGACAUAUUUCUGUUGGAUGGUGAUCGCGUCAUUCUGGCUAUGGCCAUCACCAUUCUAUAUCUCCACAAGGAUGAACUGCUCCGCAUGAAGGACAUGGAUGCCAUCAUCGAGUAUCUGCAAGUAAAGCUCCACAAGAACUUUGGCUACUCCGAUGACGACGCCAUACAUGCCCUCGAACGUGUGAUGAAGAAGCUGAAAGACUUGAAGCUUGAUGUGCCUCCACCAGCCAAAUCGAAUGAGUUCCCCACACGGACCUUGGGAGACUUCGUCGAGGCGGAUAUGGAAAAGAAAAUCGGUCGCAGACGCAACGAUUACACAGACACGGAGAAGCAAGUCAUAACAGAUGUGAUAUCAAGACAAGAGCAGAAUGCAAUUGAUGUGCAAUCGACGGUGUCCUAUGAAACUUCGGAGUGCGCUACGGUUACGCUUACUGUUCCCGAGGACUCGCACUCAAUACGAAGUUCGCUUGCAGGUACUUCAGUUGCCUCGCACGGCUCGUCGGAUACCAUGUCGCUGGAGGACAACAAUAUUCACCUGAAAACCGCCAAUAUGCUUCAGAGCACGCCACAGCGAGAGAUGCUUUUGGGCACCUGACGUCAGCUGCCGCCGGCGUCUAGCUCGACGCUGGCAGCUGCAGAAAAUCAUACCACAACAGCAUUAGGGAGCACCGCCACGUCUUCUCCUCGAGCCAGCCCAACACCACCGCCUGUUCCGCCCCGAUCGCCGCUAGCUCUUGGAUGAUUGGCAAAGCAGCAGACGACAACGAACCAACGAUCUGGAAUAACCUAGGGCCUGCUCGUUUUCGUCUGCUGCCUAUGCCUUGCCUGGAGUCUUCUAUUCUUACCACAGCAACUGGAACAGCAGCAGCAGCAGCAUAGCUGGCAAACACACCACUUCCAAGAGUAGCGAACUAAUUUAUGAUAAUCAUCAAUCACACCAUCUGUACAUAAGUCGUUUAAGUUGGAGAACAAAGAAAUGGCGCUUGCAAAGAAGCUUUUGGCGGACUCAGUUGAUCCAAUUUGGGGUACAACGGAGCUAAAUGAAUAUUGCAGAAUGGUAACUUCUGUUUUGAAAAUUGAUUAAGCAAUUGAGAAUUAAAUGCAAAAUGCUAAAGGAACAAUAUUUAAGCAAGAGCAAAUCGUAUCUAAUACACAUACAAACCGGUUAGAAGUCUAUUAGAUUGCAUAUUGAACUACAAAUAAACAUAUAUUAUAAAUUGUUGUAAAUUGUACUUGUAUAUACGUACCGAUGAAAAUACAAAGCAACGUUAAAAAGUUACGUCCAAGAAAUGUGAGCGAGUGUAAAGCCGGUGCCGGUGCCGGAGCCGGACAUGGAGCCAAAUGCAACCAAAUAUUAAUCGAAGAAUCGAAUCAUUAUGAUAGAUAUAAUAUAUGUAGUUAUACGAAACCGCAACAAAUUGACGAACGAAAUGAUAGUGCAUUCUUUAUAAUAAUUUCCGGGUUAAAUAUUUACACGGAUCAGACCAUGAAUCAUUAAAUUAAGUUUCCCAACGAGGGAAUCAUGUUUAUUUAAGUAAUAGAUUAUGUUCAAGAGCGUUUUGAAAUAAAACUUAACUGAA